AUUAUACACGUACAGUCUAAUAAAAUGUCAAAGAUGUUCUUCAUGUUGUUGUUGCUGUGCUUAAUAGUUACCAUUGAUGAAGGAGAAGGAUCCUAUUGUAUGGCUGAUUGUACUGGAUAUAAACAUGAAUCAUCACUGUAUAUAAGAGUAUGCUGUAUCAUUAGUAACUUAGGACAGACUAUUCGUAUGAGAGAAGAAAGAGUAAAGACUAUCAUGGUCUGUCCUGAUGUAAGGCCAAAAGCCUGUCCACCACUAGAUAAUAGAGACUGUAAGAGCUUGUUUGAUGACGGUGUUACUACAAAUGGUGUUUAUACUGUUAAUCCUGAUGGAGGGACUCCAUUUGAAGUAUACUGUGAUAUGGAGACUGAUGGUGGUGGAUGGACCGUAUUUCAGAGGAGACAAGAUGGAUCUGUUGAUUUCUAUAGGAACUGGACUGACUAUGAGAAUGGAUUUGGUGACCUUACUGGUGAGUUUUGGUUAGGACUGAGCAAGAUUUAUCGUCUUACUAAAGAAGGAUCAAACACACUAAGAGUGGACCUGGGAGACUUUGAGGGGAACACAAGUUAUGCUAACUACUCUACAUUUAAUGUUAGUGAUGGUAGUACUGAAUAUAUACUAACAGUAGGAGGAUACUCUGGUACUGCUGGGGAUAGUCUGGACUAUCAUAAUGGAAGGAGAUUCAGUACAAGAGAUAAUGAUAAUGAUAACCAUGGCAGUAACUGUGCUCAGACAUACACUGGUGCUUGGUGGUAUAAUAGCUGCCAUUAUUCAAAUCUUAAUGGUCAUUAUUUUAAUAUUUCAACUAAUAAUGCUGAAGGAAUUGCUUGGUACCAUUGGAAAGGAUCAUACACUACUCUCAAGUUCUCAGAGAUGAAAACUCGUCGUAACGAUUAAAUACUGUCCCUGACACAGAUAAGUGUGUUUACAUUGUGCUGAUAUAUUAUUAUGUCAUUGAACUAUUACUGUCUGCCAUACCUUGCAGUGAUUAUUAUAAUUUUUUGCUAUUGUUAAUUACAAUAAAAACACACCUU
Amphimedon queenslandica is the source of this 1031-nucleotide messenger RNA. Its product is annotated as microfibril-associated glycoprotein 4-like. Lineage: Eukaryota; Metazoa; Porifera; Demospongiae; Haplosclerida; Niphatidae. The transcript is spliced from 3 exons. The coding region runs from base 25 to 894 and encodes 289 amino acids. The record is from RefSeq and is a predicted model, not a curated record.